AUGAAUAACAAUAAUAGUGGUGAGAACAUGAAUACAUCUGGAAAUCCAGAUUCUGGUUCCUCUACACCAAAUAUCCAGAAUAGACAAAUGCCUCAAAGACCCGUCUCAAUUCAACCGAGUCAAGUGAAUCAAUUAGCUCAAGCGUUAAGAAAUGAAGUUAGUUUAGCAAAAGCAGCGGGAAAUGAUAUUGCGAAGGCUCAACAACAUUACGCUAAGGCAGAAUCCAUUAAACAAGUGUUAUUAAAUUAUAGAGAUCAACAAAAUGCAAGGAAAGCACAACAACAACAACAGCAACAGCAGCCUGCAGAUACAUCAAACCAGGUUAAUCAACCAGCAAGUGCAGGUAUUACUCCUAUUAACAGACAAUCAUCUCCACAACCAACCCCACAAGGACAAUCUCCUGUGCUUAACCAAUCUCAACCAAUACACCAAUCUCCAGCUAAUUCAGGUUCGCCGGCACCUACGAUUCCACCAAAUAAUAAUAAUAAUAAUGCAGCUACGAUCGAGAAAUUUAACCAAGCGAAGGCACGCUUAGGUGAGUUUGAAAGGAAGAUUCAGCAGCUUCAAAAUAGUAAGAAAUCUUAUAAUUUGAAUCCAGAGCAAGUAACAUCUAUAGAAAGCCAAUUGACUGAAUUGAAAAGCAAAUAUGCACAAUACCAAAGGUAUGCUAUAUAUAUUAAGUCUCAAUUAGUUGAACAGGCGAAGUCAAAUAUUACAAGUGCUCCAGGGACGAGUAAUGCACCAACGCCUGGUACUGUUGCCAAUCAAAGAGUUCCACUGACAGGAAAUAGUGCUCCACAAGGUAUACAUUCUCCAUCUAUGCCUAAGCAAGGCUCUCUCCCUCCUGACGUCGGCAACUUGUCAAACAAACAAGUAUCAGUCUCAGCCAAGGGUAAGUCUGUAUCACCACCACCAACUAACGUAAAUGCCACGCCUAGCAAGUCUGGACCUGGUCUGCAAUCUUCUUCUCAGGGAGUACCGCCAAUUAACUUAUCAGGCAUUACAAAGCCAAGCGUUCCAUCGAUUCCUAUUUCUAGUUCCAUAAAUGUAAAGCCUCCGACUGCUGUGACAUUGAAACCAACAAGCAACAAUAAUAGAGCCACCUUAUCGAGUGGUGUUGCUAAUGGUAUAGGCCAAAUUUUAGGGACUCCUGCUAUAUUAAAAUUGCCAACGUACGAUCUUUCGAGCUCUGGUGCUGGUGGUGCGAUCCCAGAUAAUGGCGGUAGGGUCUUAACGAAAAGGAAACUAUCUGAACUAGUAAAUAAUAUAGGGGCUGAUGAAGGUGAUGGAAAGACUAACAUUGAUGGUGACGUUGAAGAACUUUUACUUGAUCUUGCUGAUGAAUUUAUAACCUCCGUUACGGGAUUUGCUUGUAGACUAGCCAAGCACCGUAAAGUAGAUUCUGUUGAUGUCAGAGACGUUCAAUUACAUUUAGAAAGAAAUUGGAAUAUUAGAAUUCCAGGAUAUGCUAUGGAUGAAAUUAGAACUACAAGGAAAUGGCAACCAAAUCCAAGUUAUAAUCAAAAAGUUUCUGGAGUUGAAAUAUCUAAAUCAGUAAAUGGAAAUAUUAAUUAG
This is a messenger RNA of Debaryomyces tyrocola, 1575 nucleotides long. The record is from the annotation of a GenBank genome assembly. NCBI's taxonomy places the organism in Eukaryota, Fungi, Ascomycota, Pichiomycetes, Serinales, Debaryomycetaceae.